GUCCAGCUCUCGAGGUGCAUUCUGGGAUUUGAAGCCGGUUGAAAACUUCUCGAAGGAACUGCAAAGAUGAUGCCCACACCGGUUAUCCUGCUGAAGGAGGGAACAGACACCUCCCAGGGAAUACCCCAGCUCAUCAGCAACAUCAAUGCCUGCCAGGUGAUUGCUGAGGCUGUGAGGACGACCCUGGGGCCCAGGGGAAUGGACAAACUGAUGGUGGACAGCAGAGGUAAAGCCACCAUCUCCAACGAUGGAGCCACCAUCCUGAAGCUGCUGGAUGUGGUUCACCCCGCAGCCAUGACUCUGGUUGACAUCGCUCGCUCCCAGGAUGCUGAGGUCGGAGACGGAACCACCUCCGUCACCCUCCUGGCCGCCGAGUUCCUGAAGCAGCUGAAGCCGUACGUGGAGGAGGGCCUCCACCCUCAGACCAUCAUCAGAGCGUUCCGCACCGCCACCAACCUCGCCGUCAACAAGAUCAGGGAGAUCUCCGUCUCCGUGAAGAAGGACGACAAGCAAGAACAGAGGGAGCUGUUGGAGAAGUGUGCAGCCACAGCCCUGAACUCCAAACUCAUCGCUGGACAGAAGGACUUCUUCUCCAAAAUGGUGGUGGACGCCGUCAUGUCUUUGGACGACCUGCUUUCUCUGAAGAUGAUCGGCAUCAAGAAGGUCCAAGGAGGAGCUCUCGAGGAGUCCCAGUUGGUCUCUGGGGUUGCUUUCAAGAAGACCUUCUCCUACGCCGGAUUUGAAAUGCAGCCUAAACGCUACGAUAGUCCCAAGAUCGCUCUGCUCAACGUGGAGCUGGAGCUGAAGGCGGAGAAGGACAACGCCGAGGUCCGCGUCAAGUCUGUGGAGGACUACCAGGCCAUCGUUGAUGCAGAGUGGAACAUCCUGUACGACAAACUGGAGAAGAUCUACAAGUCGGGAGCCAAGGUGGUUUUGUCCAAGUUGCCCAUCGGCGACGUGGCCACUCAGUACUUCGCAGACAGAGACCUGUUCUGCGCCGGCAGGGUGCAGGAGGAGGACCUGAAGAGGACCAUGAUGGCCUGUGGAGGCUCCAUCCAGACCUCAGUGGGAGCGAUGACAGACGACGUCCUGGGACAGUGUGAGGUGUUUGAGGAGGUCCAGGUCGGAGGAGAGAGGUACAACUUCUUUAAGGGCUGCCCGAAGGCCAAGACGUGCACCAUCAUCCUGAGGGGGGGAGCGGAGCAGUUCACAGAGGAGACGGAGCGGUCGCUGCACGACGCCAUCAUGAUCGUACGCAGAGCCAUCAAGAAUGACUCCAUCGUAGCGGGCGGAGGAGCCAUAGAGAUGGAGCUGUCCAAGUACCUGCGGGAUUAUUCCAGGACGAUCCCCGGAAAACAGCAGCUGCUGAUCGGAGCGUACGCCAAAGCCCUGGAGAUCAUCCCCAGACAGCUGUGCGACAACGCCGGCUUCGACGCCACCAACAUCCUGAACAAGCUGCGUGCGAAACACGCACAGGGUGGCGUGUGGUACGGCGUGGACAUCAACAACGAGGACAUCGCCGACAACUUCACCUCCUGCGUCUGGGAACCGUCCAUCGUUCGCAUCAACGCUCUGACGGCGGCGUCGGAAGCCGCCUGCCUCAUCCUGUCGGUCGACGAGACCAUCAAGAGCCCACGCAGCUCGGCGGACGCCCCCCCGGGCGCCGGCAGGGGCCGCGGGAGACCCCACGCUCAUUAGGACGCAAAACUCAAACCAAAAAAAAAAACCUGAUUUUAGAGUGGCAUUAAAACCCAAAUGCAGACUUCACGUUACACGACGUCACGGUUGCUCAGUGCAGCUUUUGUACGUUUGACCUGCAUUUGGAUUUGAAUUCUACGUUAAAAUGAGGUGGUGACACAUUCAGGUGGCAGGUGUGGUGAAACAAACUGUUUGGGCCGUUUUUUCGUGUGUGUUUUUUUUGUUUUUCAAGCUUCGUCACAGACUUGGUAACAUCUGUUAAAACAUUUCAACGUACGUUCACACCCGUGGUCGCGAUGAGUGAAGCAGAAUGACGGCGUCCCCCUCUUAGUUUGUUAAGACACACUCCUGUCAUCAUCCCUCUGUGACUCCAAGGAGCCGUUCGUUAACUUCCUUCUCUUACUGAUGUGUAACACGGGAAAUAAAGCACUGAUGAGAUGUUGAACAGUUCUUGGUUGGUCACGCUGUGUGAAACUAUUUAUUGGACCAUUCUUAUCAAUAAAUUCACCGCUGAAAUGA
Mugil cephalus (flathead mullet) is the source of this 2217-nucleotide messenger RNA. It is a transcript of the gene cct7, whose product is annotated as chaperonin containing TCP1, subunit 7 (eta). Gene Ontology annotation, cellular component: chaperonin-containing T-complex. Gene Ontology annotation, molecular function: ATP-dependent protein folding chaperone; ATP binding; ATP hydrolysis activity. Gene Ontology annotation, biological process: protein folding. The coding region runs from base 67 to 1698 and encodes 543 amino acids. The record is from RefSeq and is a predicted model, not a curated record. The transcript is spliced from 12 exons. NCBI's taxonomy places the organism in Eukaryota, Metazoa, Chordata, Actinopteri, Mugiliformes, Mugilidae.